Messenger RNA from Toxotes jaculatrix (banded archerfish), 3768 nucleotides. RefSeq lists its product as uncharacterized. The record is from RefSeq and is a predicted model, not a curated record. Gene Ontology annotation, biological process: positive regulation of transcription elongation by RNA polymerase II. Lineage: Eukaryota; Metazoa; Chordata; Actinopteri; Toxotidae. Gene Ontology annotation, molecular function: protein binding. The coding region runs from base 206 to 3631 and encodes 1141 amino acids. The transcript has 6 exons.
AGCUCAAACAGAAGCAGCGACUUUUAACUCCGCAACACGAGAUCUGGGGGAAAACUGCUGGGAGGAUCAGGCCAGAGGAAUAUAGCUGUUGAAGCUUCCCUACCUAAUGGGGGGGUUCUGAGAGGAACGACUGUUGUGAGGAAUUUAGGAAUCCACAUUAGGGACGGCACCGGGCUACCUUGCAUGAUAAGAAGUGGAUGGAGAAAUGUGGUGCUACCAAAAACCAGGGUUUGAAUCCCUCCUCCUUGCUGAGCUGCAGAGACAGCAACAGUGCAACCAGUUCUGUGACACUCUGCUCAGUGCAGAAGGUGUUUCCGUGCCGGCACACAGCUGUAUUCUCUCAGCUAUCAGCCCACUCGUCUCCUCCACUCUGUCCUCCACGCCGGCGUCCCUUGCAGGACAGAGUCGUCUCCUGCAGUUUCGGCCUCUCAGCGGCUCCGCCCUGCUCCACAUGGUCAGACUGCUGUACUCCGGAGAGAUGGCAGGGGAGGGUGAGAAGGAGAAGCAAGAGGCUAUUUCUGCUGCAGCCAAGCUGGGCAUCCAUGGGCUGGUGGAGGUCACGAAAAAAGGCCGUAAAAGCAGAAAUGAGGAAGGAGGAGGUCAGCAGCACACAGAGGUGGGAGUUCAGACAGAGCCACAGGAGAUGGAGGGGAGGCGAGGCAAGUGGAGGAGGGAGGUGCGGGAUGGGAGCACUUUUCUGUGGAAAGAGACACAUCCAGAUGUUGAUCAAGACAUGUGGACACAGACAGAGGAGCUACAGGUAAACAUAACUCCCGAUACUCAGUCAGCAGCAUCCGUUGAGACCACUGAAGUGGCUUUAGAACAGACGGACUCCUGUCUUGUUCCCCCUAAAAUUCCCUAUAUUCCCAUAUCCCUCAUCUACCCACCAGACGUAAACCAAACACCCCAACCUUCCUCUGCUCCUGGAGCCUCUGUGCAAGACACCACAGCAGCUGGACACACAUCUGUCUCUGUUGUGGCACCACCGUACGCCUCCGCCCCCCCGUCUCAGCUGCCUUUUUCAACCCAAAUGACACCAUGUGCCACUGACCCUCAGAGCUGGUGGACUGGCCUUCAAGGAGCAGCCAGAGAUGUCGUAGAGGGUGAAGAAUGGGACAACGGUUGGAUCGAGCAGUUCCAGGGCAACAUCCCAGGAUUCAUCAGCUACUUCCUGAAUCCGGACAAGGUGGAGGGCUUAUGCAGGGGGCGAGCCAGGCGGAGGCGGGGUGCAGGGGUGGGAGGUGCCAGGAGAGCUGGGACGGGUGAGAGGCGAGCCCGGAGACCACGAGCAAGAACAGGAGGGAGGGGGAGAGGAGGGUUAAUGCAGACGGUGGAUGUGCAGGAGGUGGGGGUGAGCAAACUGCAGAAGCUGUUCCUGCAGAGGUGGGGGACAAGGACAUCCAGGACAGGUCAGGGCGGAGGAGCUGCAGGCCGGAAGUUGUACGUGAAGACGAGAGAGCUUCUGAUGUCGGCCAAGAGCUAUCAGGGGAGACGGCGGCGCUGCAAAGCGUGGGAGUUCAGCCACAUGUCACAUAGCGAGGGAGGAGGAGGCAACAUGCAGCAUGGAAGGAGGAGCGCAAGGCAGCCGUUUAAACAGGACAGUCUCCUGGUUGGCAUGGACAAAUCAGCAACAUCAGUUUCCUUUUCUUCCACUCCCGUGCAAAUCUACAACAUACAUCAUACCUUACCUGCCUCCAACCCCUCCCUCCAGCCUUCGCCGUCUCCCAUCCUGCAGUCCUCUGCAGCCUCCUACGUGCCUCCAGCACCGUCCCUCCUCCACACCACCUCCCUCCCUCCCCCGGCCCCGCCACCCCACGAGGACCAGCCCGAGCACAUUGAUCGUCUCCUGGAGGAAGUGAUGAUGGGACUUGACAUUUUACCAAAGAACAACAACAGUGGUGUUCCACAUUCUCAGCCUCCUCUUCCAGCUAGUAGCAGCAGUUCUACGCAAGUUGUCGCUGUAGCAAGAGGAGCCAGCGGUGCAAACGGUGAGGUUGCCAUUCUGCAGCAGCAGGGAGAAGGAGAGCUGAACAAGAUACUGGACCACUUCCUCCAGUCGUUUGAGCAACACGUUGACAGCUGUAGUGCCAGGGAAGAGCAACAGAUGGAUGGUGAGAGCUCCACAGAGGCUUACACCGUCCUGAACAAAUACAGGAAAGCCAACACCCUGACCAAAACCCCUCACUUGCCUCAUCUGCAGAAUACGCACAUACCCCGUCCAGUCACACGCUGUCAAACAACUGAACUGCAACGGAGUGAUAAAACUAAAACGCCACCGAGCCGUUCACAGACACGCAGGGCCUCUGCUCACACUGCCGUUGCCCCCAAACAUGCUGAGGGAACAGCAGGGAAAGUCAAAGUGCCCGCCACACGACUGAACAAGAGAAGAAGAAGCCAAUAUCAGUUCUCAUUAGAGAGAAAGGGGAUGAGGGUGAGGAAGCCAGUGUCAACGAGUGACACAAAGACCAAAAUCCUUCACGACCGAGGAGACAAACAGCUCCAGCAGAUGCCUGUGGUGAAACUGGAGAGGAGUGGCCUGCUGCCAGUCAGAGUUACACUUCAGCAACACAGCUGUCAAAGCGUGGAAGUCAAGAGUCCUGCAAAAAGAAAGACCAGGUCAUCAUCAGUGAAAUACCCUUGUGGCAGCUUGUCUGAAAAGAAUCAGCAAGUGCUGUGCUGCACAAAGACCUAUCCAAUCAGGAGCAGGUUUAGAGAAGAACAUGUAAUGAAGAGUUUGCCUUUUCUCGUGGAGCCACUUGUAAGCGAACAACCACCCACGGCAGGCCAAACAGGUUCCAGGCAAGACAGGGCCAAGAAAAACGGACAACUUAUUGGUGUACCACCAAUUCAGCUGCAGCCUGUGGAGCCCUGUGGCAAGAAUGAACAGCUAGAGAAAAACGAAAUCACUGUCCAGCCACGAGAGGAGGCACAGGGACCUAGAAGGACGGGAAGGAAGAGGAGAGCAGACUCAGGGAAGGAGACGAUCGAUGAUGUGGCCAAAAAGGUUUGCUCUGAGCAAAUGGCACAGCCGAGCUCUGAAACAUGCAAACCCAUCUCCGACUCUGCAGACAUCGUCUCUGAACAAGCAACAGCAGAGGCAGAGGACGUGAUCGAUGUGGAGACUGUUUCUUUGUCCAGUGCAGGAGAGUGUUUGCAAAAAGAAGAACAAGAAGAAAAAACCACGUGGAGAGAAAUCAAACUCAGAGAAACAGAGGAAAGUGGCGAGGGCAGCAGUGAUGAGAUAAUCGACGUGGACGGAGACACUGAUGGAACAACUGACCUGGAGAAACGUACAGACGAGGGCAGAGAACAGUCAGAAAACGGCCCCUGCCAGAGCGGAACAGCGGCAAGUCUGUCACGUUUUGUUCCACCUCUUGCACCUUCGGCAAAAGACAUUAGUGCGGGGUCGAAAGGAAGCUGGGAAGACGAGGACAUCGACGUGAUUGGAGGUUCCAGCCCCGUCCCUGAUCCAGUGAUCAUCAGCUGGACAGAGUCUUCAGAAGGUGAGGAAGAGGAUGGAGACGAGGAUGUCGAUGUCGUUGGAGAAAAGACAGACUACUCUUCAUUUGCUACUAUGAAUAGAGGUAAGCUUGACAACAGGAAAUUUAAGACUGAGGUGCUGUUACAUUAGCAUCUGGGCAGAGCAACGCAGUACAAACAAACAUCUAAGUUGGUUUUCUACUCAUCUGCUUCAGUUUGUGUUAUUUUUUGCAUUUCCCAGAAAAUAUCCCUGAAUUUGCUUUAUUUAUGAUGAGUUUCAGAGGCAGG